Emiliania huxleyi CCMP1516 is the source of this 894-nucleotide messenger RNA. RefSeq lists its product as hypothetical. The record is from RefSeq and is a predicted model, not a curated record. Lineage: Eukaryota; Haptophyta; Isochrysidales; Noelaerhabdaceae. The coding region runs from base 1 to 894 and encodes 297 amino acids. The transcript is spliced from 3 exons.
AUGUAUGCUCGACUCGACCAGCGGACGGCGGCGAAGGGACACUUGCCGGCGGACGGUGGCUCGCCGCUCACCGAGGCGGAGGCGGAGCUGCUAGCGGAGCUCUCCUCGCCACCGCGCGACAUGCAGACCACCCUCCAACCGUCUCAGAAGUACACGCGUGCCCACCCGCGGCUCGCCUUUCCGCUGCUUCUGCUGCUCGUGCUGGCGGCCCUCCGCAACCUCCUCCCGGCCGAGCACAGCCUUGAUGCGUUUCCCGACUCUUCGCUCGACCUCGUCACGCCCGACUUGUCGCUCGACCUCUUCACGACAGAUGACUCGCCGGUUGGAACAUACACCGCGAUGCCCGACGUGCAGCCGGACACCGAGCGCGUGGAUCUGCCUCCCGGCUGCCGGCCUCUCACCCGCCAGUGGUCCGCUCUGAUCGAGGAGGCCAUCAACCGGUACAUCGGGUCGCUGCAGCUGCCUUCUGCGCCGUCACAGGGCCGGUCGCGUCUUUGGCUGGGCCCCGGGGUGUCCGCGAUUCUCUCGCAGCAAGUGACCGAGUCGAUAGCGCGGCUGGACGACGAGCGGAUCCCGUCGGACCAGUGUGGCGCGUGUCCGUGGACGGCCGACUACGCGUGCCCCAAAUCGCCCACGCCCGGCAACUUGGGGUACGCGUGGGACGACGGCAGCCCGUGCUUCCAGUACUGUUGUUGCGAGUGCGGCUGGGUGGAGGAGUACGCGUGCGCUUGGUCCGAGACGCCCGGCAGCAGCGGGUACGCGCGUGACGAUGGCAGCAUCUGCUAUGCCAUGUGCUGCCGACCGCCGGAGCCCAAUAACCACAACACGGAACUGGCGGUCGGCGGGGUGGUGGUGGUGGCCGCUACGGCGGCCGCCGUGGUGUUUUUGGGGUAG